AUGAGCGAAUUCCAACUCGUGUCGACCGAGCUAUCUUCCAAGUCUGCCGAGCAGCAGUCCGUCAAGGCCCAGAUCGAGUCUGCCAACCGACAAUUGCGACUCAUUGACCUUUCGCGCCAGCAGCUGGAGACUGAGAAGUCCGACGUGGUGUGGCAAGGCGUCGGCAAGAUGUUUGUCAAGAAGGACAAGACCAGCUACCUGGAGGAGCUGACCAAGGACAAGAAGAAGGGCGAGGAGGCUCUCGACACUCUCAAAAAGAAGCUGACCUACGUGGAUGUUUCUGUGGAGAACGCCCGAAAGCGUCUAGAGCAGCUACUCAAGGCUGCUGGUCAGGAACAAUGA
Molecule: messenger RNA, 342 nt
Organism: Yarrowia lipolytica CLIB122
Lineage: Eukaryota; Fungi; Ascomycota; Dipodascomycetes; Dipodascales
Biological process (GO): protein folding
Cellular component (GO): prefoldin complex; cytoplasm
Molecular function (GO): protein folding chaperone
Source: RefSeq, a predicted model, not a curated record